AUGAACAGAAAUGGUGAAUGUAAAGGUGAUGAACAUAAACGUGAAGGUGAUGAGUAUAAAAGUCAUGAACAUGAAAGUGAUAAAUGUAAAGAUAGCAGGCAUAAAGAUGGUAAUAUGAAGAUGGUAACUGAUGAAUGUAAAGGUGGUGAAUAUGAAGGUAGUAAAUAUAAAGGUAGUAAAUAUGAAGAUAGUAGAUAUGAAGGUUGUGUACAAGAAAGUAGCGAAGUAUAA
Molecule: messenger RNA, 231 nt
Organism: Dentiscutata heterogama
Lineage: Eukaryota; Fungi; Glomeromycota; Glomeromycetes; Diversisporales; Gigasporaceae
Source: the annotation of a GenBank genome assembly